This is a messenger RNA of Ctenocephalides felis (cat flea), 969 nucleotides long. Its product is annotated as CCR4-NOT transcription complex subunit 4-like. Gene Ontology annotation, cellular component: CCR4-NOT complex. Gene Ontology annotation, biological process: protein ubiquitination. The record is from RefSeq and is a predicted model, not a curated record. Gene Ontology annotation, molecular function: ubiquitin-protein transferase activity; RNA binding. Lineage: Eukaryota; Metazoa; Arthropoda; Insecta; Siphonaptera; Pulicidae.
AUAACUAUUAUCAAAACAGUGAAUAUGGCGGAAGACAAUGCUAAAGAGUGUCCCCUGUGUCUAGAAGUGUUAGAAGAUGACGAUUGAAUUUUUCCGUGCGCAUGUAACUACCAGGUAUGUCGAUUUUGUUGGCAUACAAUUAGAAUAGAUGGUGAUGGAUUAUGUCCACAAUGUUGGGAAUCUUAUCCAGAAAACCCAGCAAAUUUUACUCCUUUAUCACAAGAUAAAAUUGCCACCCUAAAAGCCAAAAAGAGACAUGAAGUCCAACAGCGUAAGUUAAAAACUCUUGAACAUCAAAAACAUCUGUCUAAUCUACAAGUUUUACAGAAAAACUUAGUUUUCGCUGUUGGUCUUCAUAUGAGCAUAGCAGAUUCAAAAAUAUUGAAAAGAAAUGAGUUUUUUGGAAAAUAUGGGAAAAUUUUAAAUAUUAUUAUUAGGAAAAAUAAAUCAGAUGCUAUGGCGUAUAUUACCUAUAGUCGUGAUAAUGAUGCACUUGAAGCUAUUCUGGCUGUAAAUAAAACUCGAAUAAAGGGAAAACGUAUUAAGACGCGUAUUGGAGUUACUAAGUACUGUACUCAAUUCGUAAAGAAUUUACCAUGCUUUGAACGAGACUGCAUCUAUCUUCAUGUUUUUGAUGCAGAAGCCACUUUUACGGAAGAAGAAAUAAAUCUUGGUAAACACAAAGAGUAUGAAAAAAAACUGCUUGAUGCAUUAAAGUCGAAAACUACCGAAAAAGCCGUACGUACACCUGCUAUUGCAACAGGUGGUAAACACUUCAGUGCGCGUAGUAUUGACCAAAAAAUAACAUCUGAAUCGACGGAAAAGGCAGACCUCAAUUCACAAUUAGAAAAAAUCGAGAAAGAAGAGAAAACGACCGAAGAGAGCAAGCCAUCAAGCGAAGCUACGAUAGGACAAGCCAAUUUGAAGUGCAGUGAAACAAACAAACAAACAAAAAUUGCUUUCACAUGA